This is a messenger RNA of Antechinus flavipes (yellow-footed antechinus), 8612 nucleotides long. RefSeq names its product mediator complex subunit 13L (gene MED13L). Gene Ontology annotation, cellular component: mediator complex. The record is from RefSeq and is a predicted model, not a curated record. Gene Ontology annotation, molecular function: transcription coregulator activity. The transcript has 30 exons. Gene Ontology annotation, biological process: regulation of transcription by RNA polymerase II. The coding region runs from base 118 to 5952 and encodes 1944 amino acids. Lineage: Eukaryota; Metazoa; Chordata; Mammalia; Dasyuromorphia; Dasyuridae.
GUCGCUUUCGCCUUCAUCUUCGGAGCCAUACGCCGCAGCGCCACCCCCGCCGCCCGGCCGGCAGCUUCGGAGUCGGUCAGACAUGCCCCGUUCUGGCGGCCGGGCUCGGGAAGGAUCAUGAAUGCGGCAGGGAACUGGGUGGCGAACGGGGCGAGCCUCGAGGACUGCCACUCCAAUCUCUUCUCGCUGGCUGAACUCACUGGAAUCAAAUGGCGUAGAUACAAUUUUGGAGGGCACGGCGACUGUGGGCCCAUCAUUUCAGCCCCUGCCCAGGAUGAUCCAAUCCUGUUAAGUUUCAUUCGCUGCCUGCAAGCCAAUCUACUGUGUGUAUGGCGCCGUGAUGUCAAACCAGAUUGCAAAGAAUUAUGGAUAUUCUGGUGGGGAGAUGAACCAAACUUAGUUGAUGUGAUACAUCAUGAAUUACACAUAGUGGAGGAAGGACUAUGGGAGAAUGGCCUUUCCUAUGAAUGUAGGACCCUGCUCUUCAAAGCAAUCCACAACUUAUUAGAAAGGUGCCUAAUGGAUAAAAACUUUGUCAGGAUUGGUAAAUGGUUUGUUCGACCCUAUGAAAAAGAUGAGAAGCCAGUCAACAAAAGUGAACAUUUGUCCUGUGCCUUCACAUUUUUUCUUCAUGGGGAAAGUAACGUAUGCACAAGUGUGGAGAUUGCUCAGCACCAGCCAAUCUAUCUGAUUAAUGAAGAGCAUCUACAUAUGGCUCAGUCGUCCCCUGCACCAUUUCAAGUGCUGGUGAGCCCCUAUGGCUUAAAUGGGACACUGACCGGCCAGGCAUAUAAGAUGUCGGAUCCAGCUACCCGCAAGCUAAUCGAGGAAUGGCAGUAUUUCUACCCAAUGGUGCUGAAGAAGAAAGAGGAGCGGAAGGAGGAAGAGGAGUUGGGAUAUGAUGAUGAUUUCCCUGUGGCGGUUGAAGUAAUUGUUGGCGGUGUUCGCAUGGUGUAUCCAUCAGCCUUUGUUUUGAUCUCUCAAAAUGACAUCCCGGUGUCUCAGAAUGUUGUCAGCACUGGAGGUCACAUUGCUGUUGGCCAGCAUGGAGUUGGAAGCAUGAAAGACCCUAGCCAUUGUGGAAUGCCGCUCACCCCACCCACCUCUCCAGAACAAGCAAUCAUAGGUGAAAGUGGAGGUCCUCCAAGUGCCAUUGGUCACUUAGCUGCCCAGGAGGGAAUGGCUACUAUGCACAGUCCAAAGAGAUCGGGGGAGAUUCCUCCAAAACUCCACAGUCACAUGGUCCACAGAGUCUGGAAGGAAUGCAUCCUCAACAGAACACAACUCAAGAGGAGUCAAGUCUCUGCUCCACACUUAGAGGAAGAAGCCUCUAGUGAGUCUCCUCCUCCACCUUCUUGGGGUUUUGUGGAUCCUGCCCAAAGAGCCAGCUGUUCCUGUUCCAGGCAUAAGCUUUUCAAACAGCGCUGUGCAGUUGGGCCCAGCCGGCCCACUUCGAUAUCACAACCUGGGUUCGCUGUUGGCCCACCAUCUUCUUCAUCUUUGCCGCCUCCAGCCUCUUCUAAGCACAAAACAACAGAACGACAAGAAAAAGGAGACAAACUUCAAAAGCGGCCCGUGAUGCCCUUUCACCACAGGCCCUCUGUGGGUGAAGAGUUAUGCAUGGAGCAGGACGCGCCAGGGCAGAAGCUGGCCUUGGCUGGGGUGGAUGCCUCCUUGGAGGUCCCAAGCAGCAGGAAGUAUGAUAAGCAGCUGGCUGUGCCUUCCAGAAACACAAGCAAACAAAUGCAUCUGAAUCCCAUGGAUUCACCCCAUUCCCCCAUUUCCCCUCUGCCUCCAACCCUCAGCCCCCAACCAAGAGGGCAAGAAGCAGAGAGUUUGGACCCACCGUCCAUUCCUGUGAAUCCAGCUCUCUAUAGUAAUGGACUAGAACUUCAGCCGUUAUCAAACCUGGAUGACAGGACUGUUCUUGUGGGCCAGAGAUUGCCUCUGAUGGCCGAGGUCAGUGAGACAGCCUUGUACUGCGGGAUUGUGCCCUCCAAUUAUGAAUCAUCUGAUAAAUGGCACAGUUACCACCUACCACCAAGUGAUGACCUAGAGUUCAGGCCUCCAGAGCUCCAGGGUGAGCAAUAUGAUGUCAAGAUGGAGAUAAAUUCAGACAGCACUGCACUGAAAAGACUCUUAGCACAACCUCACAAACGGUUUAAAAUCUGGGAUGAUAAGCAGCCUCAGGGACAGGCAGUCUACCUUGACCCAUCACCUCGAAUGCAGCAGCCUGCAGAGACCCUGGGCGAUGCCAGUGACCCAUACACCUUUGAGGAUGGUGACAUCAAGUACAGUUUCACUGUCAACAAAAAAUGCAAAUUCGGAAUGGAGAGAGAGCUACUGAAAAAGAAUAAGUCUGAAGAUGGAUUUGGUUCAAAAGAGAUCCCCACAACAGGUCAUUCCACACCAGUGCCCGAUGGGAAGGAUGCCAUGUCUAUUUUCAGUUCUGCUCCAAAAACAGAUGUCCGUCAGGAAAGUGCUGCCAGCAGAGCAGGCCCCAGCAGCCUUACCCAGGUGACUGAUCUGGCCCCUUCACUCCAUGACUUGGACAACAUCUUUGAUAAUUCUGAUGAGGAUGACCUUGGGGCUGCAUCACCAGCACUACGUUCAUCAAAAAUCCCAACAGUAGGAACCGAAGACCGACCUCUGGGGAAAGACGGCAGAAUGGCAGUUCCUUAUCCACCAACCUUCCAGCAGUAUGGCACUUGGAUGGUGAGGAUGCUCUGUGUGUGGAGAAGAGAGGCAGUGCCAGUUGCCUGGGUGGGCACAGGACUGGGUGAAGUCAUUGAGGAUGAAGUGGACAUUUUUGGGAAGAACUCGGACCUCGCCCAGGCAGCCGAGCGGCGGCUGAUGAUGUGUCAGACUGCCUUCCUCCCUCAGAUGGAGGGGGCCAGGAAGCCCCAGGAGCCCCCUGUCAGCCUCCUCCUCCUCCUCCAGAACCAACACACGCAGCCCUUCACAGCCCUGAGCUGCCUGGGCUACAUCUCCCCCAGUCACCGCUACUCCGUCCCCGGGACACACUGGAGUUAUGACAGGGUGCAAGCAGACCACAACGACUCGUGGACGGAGUGCGUCAACGCGCUGGAGCAGGGCCGGCAGUACGUCGACAACCCGACUGGCGGGAGAGUGGACGAGGCCCUCGUCCGAAGUGCCACCGUCCACGCCUGGCCCCACAGCAACGUGCUGGACAUCAGCAUGCUCUCCUCCCAGGACGUGGUGCGCAUGCUACUCUCCCUGCAGCCCUUUCUCCAGGAUGCCAUUCAGAAGAAGAGGACAGGCCGGACCUGGGAGAACAUCCAGCACGUGCAGGGACCCCUGACCUGGCAGCAGUUCCACAAGAUGGCCGGACGCGGCACCUACGGCUCAGAAGAGUCCCCGGAGCCUUUGCCCAUCCCUACGGUGCUGGUGGGCUAUGACAAGGACUAUCUCACCAUCUCACCGUUCUCCUUGCCAUUCUGGGAGAGGCUGUCGUUAGAUCCCUACGGGGGCCACCGGGAUGUCGCCUACAUUGUGGUGUGUCCAGAAAAUGAGGCCUUGCUCGAAGGAGCCAAAACUUUCUUCAGGGACUUGAGUGCUGUGUAUGAGAUGUGUAGGCUGGGGCAGCACAAGCCCAUCAGCAGAGGGCUUCGGGAUGGGAUCAUGCGCGUGGGGAAGACAGUGACCCCGAAGCUGACGGACGAGCUCAUGAGUGAGUGGUUUAGCCAGCCCUGGAGCAGCGAGGACAGCGACAAUCAUUCCAGACUCAGACUUUAUGCACAGGUCUGCCGCCACCACCUCGCACCUUAUUUAGCUACUCUGCAGCUGGACAGCAGCCUACUGGUUCCACCUAAGUACCCAGCCUCAGCCCCGGUAGCAGCAGCAGUCGCCGCUGCAGCCGCCGCCGCAGCCGCUGCCGCCGCCGCCGCCGCCGCAGCCGCUGCAGCAGCAGCACAGGCACAAACCGCCCCUGGGAGCGUGGGCCCAUCCGCUUCAAAUCCAGGUUGUGCUUCGGGACCCGGAGCUCCGCCAGCCGGCACCUCCAAUGGCAGCUCAGGCAGUACUUCUGCGGCUGCUGGUUCCUCAGGGCCACCAGCCUCCUCAGCCUCCUCAGGGCCUGGCGUGACUCCAGGCAGUGUGACGUCCUCUUCAGGCUUUGGCGGCGGCGGCGGCACAGGCCAGACGCCCAGCGCUGGGACGAGCAUGGCAGACAGAGCGCCGGGGAGCCUGGGCCCCGGAGGGGAGGCAGAACCUGGGCAGAACUCCUCCCAGCAGCCCCCCCCAGAAGGACAAGACAGUGUCACAGAAAGGGAGAGGAUAGGGAUUCCCACGGAGCCGGAGUCGGCCGACAGCCAGGCCUACCCACCAGCUGUGGUCAUCUACAUGGUGGAUCCCUUUACCUACACUGCAGAGGAGGAGUCCACACCAGCAAACUUCUGGCUGCUCGGUCUGAUGCGCUGCUACACAGACAUGCUGGAUAACUUACCUGAGAAUAUGAGAAACUCUUUCAUUCUCCAAAUUGUGCCUUGCCAGUACAUGCUGCAGACAAUGAAGGAUGAACAAUUUUUCUACAUUCAGCACUUGAAGUCCAUGGCAUUUUCAGUGUACUGCCAAUGCAGGCGGCCUCUGCCCACCCAGAUCCACAUUAAGUCUCUCACAGGCUUUGGACCGGCAGCCAGUAUUGAAACGACCCUCAAGAACCCUGAGAGGCCCAGUCCAAUCGAGCUUUAUUCCCCUCCUUUUGUAUUGGCACCGGUCAAAGACAAACAGACGGAACUGGGAGAGACGUUUGGAGAAGCCAGCCAGAAGUAUAACGUGCUCUUCGUUGGCUACUGCUUGUCCCAUGAUCAACGCUGGCUGUUAGCCUCUUGCACUGACCUCCAGGGCGAAUUAUUGGAAACUUGCAUUGUAAAUAUUGAUUUACCAAACAGAUCUCGGAGGAGUAAAGUGUCUCCACGCAAAAUUGGGCUCCAGAAGUUAUGGGAAUGGUGCAUUGGAAUUGUUCAGAUGACAUCAGUGCCCUGGAGAGUAGUGAUUGGGCGCCUUGGGAGACUUGGCCAUGGGGAGUUAAAAGACUGGAGCAUCCUCCUCGGCGAAUGUUCCCUGCAGACAAUCAGCAAACAGUUGAAGGAGGCUUGCCGCAUGUGUGGACUCUCAGCCGCAGACUCACCUUCCAUCCUCAGCGCCUGCCUGGUGGCCAUGGAGCCCCAGGGGGCCUUUGUUGUGAUGCCAGACGCUGUCACCAUGGGCUCUGUGUUUGGGCGCAGCACUGCACUGAACCUCCAGUCAUCUCAACUCAACACACCUCAAGAUGCUACUUGUACACACAUCCUGGUGUUCCCAACAUCUUCGACCAUCCAGGUGGCUCCAGCCAACUACCCAAAUGAAGAUGGCUUCAGCCCCAACAAUGACGACAUGUUUGAUCUUCCGUUCCCAGAUGAUAUGGACAAUGACAUUAGGAUUUUAAUCACGGGGAACCUGCAUUCCUCUCCAAACUCCUCCCCGGUUCCUUCCCCGGGCUCCCCUUCUGGAAUGGGAGUGGGCUCGCACUUCCAGCACAGUCGGAGCCAGGGGGAGCGCCUUCUUUCCCGAGAAGCCCCCGAGGAGCUGAAGCAGCAGCCCCUUGCUCUGGGCUAUUUUGUGUCAACGGCCAAAGCUGAGAAUCUUCCCCAGUGGUUCUGGUCCUCUUGUCCACAAGCUCAGAACCAGUGCCCUCUCUUCCUCAAGGCUUCCCUGCACCACCACAUCUCCGUAGCUCAGAUGGACGAACUUCUCCCUGCCAGGAACUCCCAGCGUGUGCCACACCCUCUGGACUCCAAAACCACAUCUGACGUCCUAAGGUUCGUUCUGGAGCAGUACAACGCCCUGUCCUGGCUCACGUGCAAUCCCGCCACCCAGGAUCGCACCUCCUGCCUUCCUGUCCACUUUGUGGUGCUUACUCAGUUGUACAACGCCAUCAUGAACAUACUUUAAUUUGAAAGCACUUGUUCCUUGUGGCUCGGACCUCCCUCUUUCCUCGAAACCUCAAUCCAAGAAAUGAAUUCUGCACUGGCCCAGAGUCCUUCCUCCAGACCAGCCUCCAGGAGCCUGCGGGGCGCGGGGCUGUGCAGUUGUGGCAGAGGGUGUGGACGCUUCUCCCGGGGACCGGGGAGGUCCUGGACACACGGACAUUCAGCCGGGGUUCACGUUGCGGGUGACCCCAUUCCACUGGUCGGUCAACAGGAAGUCUUGUGUUUUGUGUGCGUGUCUUUUUUUUCCCCCCCCGAAGGAGGAAAACAUGGAGAAUGUGGUGUCCAUUUCCCUGGGGGACUGACCCUAUUUUAAAUCAAUGUUUAAAAAUAAGGGCGAGUUUGCUCUUUGGGUCGAAGGCCUCUAGGGACUGGUAUGGGUGACAUCUCAGUGUUUGAACUCUGUAAGGUGGGGCUUUAUGAAAUAAGGACCAGCUCAAUAUGUUAUUAAAAAAAGAAAAAAAACAAAAAAACAGAGUUUCUGCCGCCUUAAUAAUAGAUAUGAGUGCUUUGGUUGAUUUCCCCGUCUAUGUGGAUGGGAAUGGUCUGGCACAUAUUAACUUUGUCUAUUUAUUUUAAAUCAUAUCGUUGUCUUUGUUUUUGUUUUUAAAUUAGCAAGGACCAGGUACUCUAGAUGAAACCCAAUAGGGAGCCCCAUAGGAUUAUUUGUCUACACACCUGUCUGUUCUCUGACCUAAAAACCAGAAGAGAGGUAAAAACCAAUCCAGGGAGAUUCAGAGCCAGGCCGCAGGUUUGGCCAAGAAACCAAGGGAGCUCAGGAGGCUCUCCACCCUAUUUCUUGUCAAAGUGGCCGGGGUUAAGUACAAAGUAACAAGACAGGCGACUCCAGUUCAGGGCUGUGGUGGGGAUCGUGCCCAGGCCCCCGUUUCCCAGAGUGGGGAUCGAGGUGCCCUCUCCAAGCAGCAGUGCUCAGAAAGUUAUAUUGAAAACUAGACCUCCCAUGAAAGCGGAAGUGAAUCGCGGAGAGCAUUUGCUCUCCAGAUCAUGUACGAAUAUGGUGGAUUAUUUCUGGACCAUAGGAAUAUUAUUUCAAAGAAAUAAUAAAACUUGUCAUUAAAUUAGUACUUGAAAUGGAACCACUGUGGUGGAGCUUUAUUUAAUUACAGUGAUUGCCUUUUUGAAAUGUUAAUAAUGGCUGUCAUGGAAGCAUUUCAUGACGCCUUCAUUUCAGGCUCUCCAAGUCUUUGGGGGCGUUUGUUGUGGCUGCUGUGGGCAUUUGUCACUGAGGGGCAGGGGCACGGAAUGUCAGGCAGGGAGAUCAAGGAGUCUGUGGAAAGAAUCAUGCAAAUUUUAAAAGUUCUUCCAAAAUACUUUCAUGUUCUGGUUAACAAAAAAAAAAAAAAAGUGUAAUAAUUACUAUGAUUUUUUAAAAGUAUUUUUCUUGAAAUAAUCUAAUGUUUAAAAACAAAGUAUAUUAAAGAAAAAAAAAGUCUGUCGUGUGGUGGGAAUGUGAAAGCAGAGAAGUCACCAUGUAAAUGGAUAAUUUUGUUCUCUGAACCACCCGUGGGGAGGUGGGGGUGGGGGGAGGGCGGGGCAUCUCCGCAAUGUAUAGGUUAAAAAAAAAUCUGAUAUAUCAAACCAUUUGUAUCUAAUGUGUACAGUGUAAAAUUGACUUUAAAAAUAUUGCAGUGCUAUUUUUUCUUAAUCAGAAAGGAAAAUUCUCAAGGCCUUUUGAAGCGCAUAAAAAUAUGAAGAUUGUAAACAUGUAUAAAAAUCUAACUUGGUGAGAAGACAAAUUGUAAAGUAGACAUUUGUAAUCUUUUACCACUUUGGGGUUGUUUUUUCCCAGAAUUCAUCUGAAUUUUUUUUUAAUGGGCUGUUUUUAUGCAGGGGCUUUUUUUCCCUAGAAACCCAGUUCUAAGCAAAAAGGAAAAAAAAAAAAAUCCACAAAAAAAAAUUAUUAAAAAAAAAAAAAGGCAGCAAAGGGUAGUUUUCAUCUGGUGUCGUUUUUAUUUAAGUUUUUUAAGUUAAGAAAAGCUGGUGACAUAUUUAUACGUUUUUGUGCAAAAUAAAUGAAUGGCAAUAGAUUUUAAAAAAUCUUAUUAUGUACUUCUGUGUGAAAGUCUGUAUAAUAUUUCCCUUAAAUAUGCAUUAUUUUACUUGUGAGUUUUUUACUGAAUUAAUCUGAAAUGUACAAGCCCUGGAUUUGCUACAGAGUGAAAAAGUUAUUUUAUUUUUUUUUUAAUUUCUAAUUUUGGAGAUCAUGCAGAAAUCAGAACUCUUACUGUGGUUUGAGCUGAGGGGCGAGGGGGGGGGAGGGGAUUGUCCCGCAUGCCUGUAUGUAUAUUUCAGAACCUUUUUUAAAUGUAAAAGCUGUACAUUUCUGGGAAGUUCUGAAUUUUUGUCUUUUUUUUUUCCUUCAAGCAUUUUGCAGUGAGCUUCUUUUAUAUAUAGCAGACAAUUUGAAAGAAUACAAAAAUAUGUGAAGUUCAUUUAAAAAAAAAAACUACAGUAUAUCGCUGGUACAAUACACUAAAAAGACUUUGAUAAAAAGAAACAAUAAUAAAAGGCCUCCAUUUUAAAUGUCAUUCAUAUAUACCUUGUGGAUGAGAGCUAUAUACUUUUACACACUUUUUUAGAUGAAUAAAUUAUUGAAUUACUGAA